Molecule: messenger RNA, 798 nt
Organism: Cyclocybe aegerita
Lineage: Eukaryota; Fungi; Basidiomycota; Agaricomycetes; Agaricales; Hemipholiotaceae
Source: the annotation of a GenBank genome assembly
AUGCCGAGAAAAGAAACAUAUUCUGGGCCGCUGUCAGCCCAAGCACAGCAGGAUCUCGUCUCAGAGGGCAUCGAAAACUAUGAGCUUCCCAAGAGCCUCGUCAUGAAGAUCGCGAAAUCUGCUAUACCCGAGAAUAUCAAACUUCAAAAAGAAACAGUCCUGUCUCUUGUGAAAGGAUCAACAGUCUUCAUCAACUACCUUGCUGCUACCGCCCAUGAUGUCGCCCAAUCGAAACAACAUAAGAGCAUAUCCGCCUCUGAUGUCCUAAAGGCUCUUGAAAUGCUGGAAUUCGGAGACAUGGCCAGCAAGCUCCAGGGAGAACUUCAAAUCUAUCGUGACCUAACAAAAACCGAGCCCAACCCAAAAGGGAAGAAAAGCGUCCCCGUCGGCCCCGCGGCGGCCUCAGCAAAGAAAAAUGGGAGUAUUUCUUCAGCUUCGACAGCAGCUAAAGGCAAGGGCAAGGAAAAGGCUCUACCGGGUGACCCUCUACCCCCUCCAUUCACCUCGGCGCCGCUAGACCUUGCAGGCUCAGCACCAUACGCAGGAGAAUCCAUCUCUGGUUCAGGGCCAAUGGACGUGGACGACGAAGACCAGGGUAUUGGUGCAAGUGCAAGAGAAGAGAUAGAGAUGGAUUACGAGGGUGAUGGACAAGAUGACAUCGGACAGGAAGAGCUAGAUGAGGAAGAUGAGGAUGAAGCGGAGGAACUUGUUAAUACUGUUGCCCUUGAGGAAGAGGAACUGAGAAAGGAUGGGAGGGUGCUAGACGAGGGAAAGCCCGUGCGAGAUGAUGACGAUUAG